Linum trigynum is the source of this 3256-nucleotide messenger RNA. The record is from the annotation of a GenBank genome assembly. NCBI's taxonomy places the organism in Eukaryota, Viridiplantae, Streptophyta, Magnoliopsida, Malpighiales, Linaceae.
UCUUUCCACCACCACCAAACAUAUACCAUAUUACGUUUCUCCUCCGAUCCACCAUCGCCAAUAUGGCAAUUAUGAUCACCACCUCACCUAUUCCCAUGAUCACGAUGAUGAUGUUCCUCAUGAUAAUCUCUCCGUCGACCUGCACUCCUCCAGAGGAUCCGAUCCACUGCUCUAAUUCAUCCGCCGCCGCCAACAACACCAACUGCACCAUCACCAACUCCUACGGCGCCUUCCCCGACAGGUCCACGUGUCGCGCAUCCAGCGCAACAUACCCCACGACGGAGGAGGAGCUCGUCGCUGCGGUGGCCGAGGGGACGAGGGCGCGGCGGAAGAUGAAAGUCGCCACCCGCUUCUCCCACAGCAUCCCCAAGCUGGUCUGCCCCGACGGCGACGACGGGCUGUUGAUAAGCACCAAGUUUCUGAACCGGGUUCUCGCCGUCGACAAGGAGGUGAUGACGGUGACCGUGGAGAGUGGGGUGACGCUGCGGCAGCUGAUAGAGACGGCGGCGGAGGCGGGGAUGGCGCUGCCUUACGCGCCGUACUGGUGGGGUCUGACGGUGGGAGGGAUGCUGGGCACUGGGGCCCACGGGAGUUCUCUGUGGGGGGAAGGAAGCGCCGUGCAUGAUUACGUGGCGGAGGUGACGGUGGUGAGCCCUGGGACGGCGGCCGACGGUUAUGUGAAGGUUAGGAGGUUGACGGAGGGCGAUGGUGAGCUCAAUGCGGCCAAGGUGUCGCUCGGCGUUCUUGGGGUUAUUUACAAGGUGACAUUCAAACUGCAACCCUUGUUCAAGCGAUCCCUGAACUACGUGAAGAAAGACGACAAGGAUCUCGGCGAUGAAGUCGUCACCUUUGGAAGCAAACACGAGUUCGCCGACUUGUCAUGGUUCCCCAGUCAAGGCAAAGCCAUCUACAGAAUCGACGAUCGCGUUCCUUCCAACACUUCAGGCAAUGGCAAAUACGACUUCAUCCCUUUCCGCUCCACUCUCUCCUUCGCGUUGGCCGUCCUCAGAUCCGCUGAGGAAACUCAAGAAUCCACCAAGGACGCAAACGGGAAAUGCCUGAGCGGCAAGCUUCGUACAUCGGCACUUCACUCAGCCGGCUUUGGUCUAACCAACAAUGGUCUGACCUUUUCUGGGUACCCGGUAACCGGCUACCACAACCGCCUCCAAGCCUCGGGAACCUGCCUCGACAGCCCAAACGACGGUCUAACCACUGCCUGCCCAUGGGACUCGAGGAUCAAAGGCGAGUUCUUCCACCAAACCACCUUCAGCAUCAACCUAUCCGUCGUCAAGGACUUCAUCCACGACGUCCAAUCACUCGUCGCCAUGGACCCAAAGUCUCUAUGCGUUUUGGACCAGUACAACGGCAUACUCAUGCGUUAUGUAGCCCCUUCGUCCGCCUACCUUGGGAAACAAGAAAACGGGCUGGACUUCGACCUAACGUACUACAGAAGCAAGGACCCCACAUCGCCGCGAAUGUUCGAGGACGUUCUGGAGGAGAUAGAGCAGAUGGCGGUGUUCAAGUAUGGGGCGUUGCCGCAUUGGGGGAAGAAUCGUAACGUGGCGUUCGACGGGGCGAUGAAGAAGUAUCGACAUGGGAAGGAGUUUUUGAAGGUGAAGGAGAAGUAUGAUCCGUUGGGGUUGUUUUCGAGCGAGUGGACGGACCAGGUUCUUGGGUUGAAAAGUGGGUUGAUGAUUGUGAGGGAUGGGUGUGGUUUGGAAGGGUUGUGUGUCUGUUCGGAAGAUAGGCAUUGUGCGCCUAGUAAAGGGUAUUUCUGUAGGCCUGGGAAGGUUUAUAAGGAUGCUAGGGUUUGCAGUAAUAGGUCGGUUAAUUGGGAUUGAUAUUGAUUGUUAUUAUAAGGCGAAACAAAUAUGAAAUAUAUACAAGGAGCCUAUAUAUAAGGGAUUGUAUUAUUAUGGUGACCGUAUAAUGUAAUAGCCAGCUAGGAUGUGAAUGUUAAACACUUGAAAUGUUGUAAAUAUACAUCUAAGUUGUUAUUGACUACAAUGAAUCAUUUUUAUUUAUUUACUAGCUCCAGUACUACUUGAUGGAUAUCGAGUUCGCGGUAGUUGUUAAGUUGGAUUAAGUAAUGCAAUGUCCUAAUGUUAGUUAGUCAUUUAAUUUAAUCAUAAAACUUCGAGCAUCCUAAUCGUACCAUAAAAUUAAUAAAUAAGCUUAUUUAAGACUAUAUAUGUAAAGAGCAGUCUAAAUCCAGAAAAUCCUUUUGCGAUGACAUGUGUCCAAAGUGACACAAAGCCUUGUUAUUGUUCUCCUAAUCCUCAAUUUGUUUGUGGGCAGAUUUGUGCAAAGUAGAUUAAUUGUGUUUUUUGUCUAGUGAUGUGGAGAAAAACAUCCAGAAGUAUGAUGUUGAGUGUGUGGAAAUUGGGAAAGAUGUGGUGAAGAUAUAUGAGGUGAUGUUGUGGAGUCAGUUUUUAUUGAUCUCAUGUGUGAAGAAGUAAAGAAAGGGGAAUCAUAUAACUAGUACCUGUUUAGCAUUGUGAUGUGUUAACAUUACAUCCGGUGCGAAGAACAAAUUUGGUAGAGAUUAUACUAAAGCUUAAUUGAAUGAGAAGCGAGAUGAAAUUGCAUAUUAAAUUUUGCAUGAUUAUCAAAACUGAUGAUUUUUUGUAAGGAACAUGAAAGUUUUAUACAAAGUUGUAAGGAACAUGAUUGAUAUAUAGUAUUAUUAUUUAUUACAGAGACAAUACUUUAUAUUAAAAAGAUGUCCAUCGUUUUCUAGUUUUAUAUUAUUAUUAGAAGUAAUUAAACGCGUUUAUGUUAUUGGUUAAUUUCAUGAUUUUCCGAAAAUAAGAACUAAACAUGUUUUUGAUAUCUAUUUCCUUAUUGUUGUGGUUGCAGUAGAGGUGUGACAAUCCUGUUGCAAUAUUCACAACAACAAACGAUAUUAAACGGGAGCUUAGCUUGUGUUUGACACGAUCUCGACUCAUUAUUGAGUUCAUGAUCUCUAGUGGAGCUCGGUUCAUCAAUUAGCUUGUGAGACCGGUUCGAGCUAACUACCAUAUCAUUUAGUUCAUGUUUUUUAAUCGUUCAUAUAUAUAUAUAAUGUUGUGUAAUAGUAAUUAGUACUUGAACAAUCCAUAAUACAUAAUUUAUCUUCAGUGGCGGAUCCAGGGGGUGGCCACCCCGGGCCCCGGCCCAGCCCUCCUCUGGAUCUGUAGUUAGUAUAGUCCUUAUGAAUUUUUUGAUUUUAGGCAUUCGGCUUAGUGUGAUUUUAUAAUAAAAUUAGGUAUAACUA